GUCAGUGGAAAAGUGCUUGCGUCAGAGCCCUGCCAGGGGUAUAAAGGCAGCACCGCCGCGGUAACAGCACUGAGUGCACACGGCAACCGAACUCCCCUGCCCUCACGCCGCCAUGACUUCCGUUGGCUACGACCCCUACUUCACCUCCUACAAGCGCCGAUAUGUGGAGAGCAGCCCCAGGGUGGUGCACAUCUCCGGGGUGCGCAGCGCAGGAUACGGGGGCGCCCGCUCGGUCUACUCCAGCCACUCGGCUCCGCUGUCCACCUCGGUGGGCACAGCCCGCCACCGCCCCUAUGGCCUCUCCGCCUCCUCCGCCUCCUCUCUCCUCAUGGCGGCGGACUUCGACCUGAGCCAGGCCACGCAGGUGGGGAGCGAGUUCAAGACCGUCCGCACCCAGGAGAAAGCCCAGCUGCAGGAGCUGAACGACCGCUUCGCCAGCUUCAUCGAGCGCGUGCACGAGCUGGAGCAGCAGAACAAGGUGCUGGAGGCUGAGCUGCUGGUGCUCCGGCAGAAGCACGUGGAGCCCUCCCGGCUCCAGGCGCUGUACGAGCACGAGAUCCGGGAGCUGCGGGCCGCCGUGGAAGAGGCGCGGGGCGAGAAGCAGGCGGCACAGAACGAGCGCGACGGCCUGGAGGAUGCCCUGCGGGGCCUGCAGAGCCGCUACGAGGAGGAAGUGCUGAGCCGCGAGGAAGCGGAGGGACGGCUGAUGGAGACCCGCAAGGUGGCAGACGAGGCUGCCCUCGGCCGAGCCGAGCUGGAGAAGCGGGCCGAGACGCUGCUGGACGAGAUCGCCUUCCUGAAGCGGGUGCACGAGGAGGAGAUCGCCGAGCUGCAGGCGCAGGUGCAGUACGCCCAGAUCUCCGUGGAGAUGGAGGUGGCCAAGCCCGACCUCUCUGCUGCCCUCCGCGACAUCCGCUCCCAGUACGAGAAGCUGGCCGCACGCAACAUGCAGGCCGCCGAGGACUGGUUCAAGAGCAAGUUCACCGUGCUGACCGAGACGGCGGCCCGCAACACCGACGCUGUGCGCAACGCCAAGGACGAGGUGGGCGAAUACCGGCGCCAGCUCAAGGCUCGCAGCCUGGAGAUCGAGGCGUGCCGGGGCAUGAACGAGGCCCUGGAGAAACAGCUGCAGGAUCUGGAGGAGAAGCAGAAUGCUGACAUCGCCGCUCUUCAGGAAACCAUCAGCCAGCUGGAGAACGAGCUGAGGAGCACUAAGAACGAGAUGGCGCGCUACCUGAAGGAGUACCAGGACUUGCUCAAUGUGAAGAUGGCUCUGGAUAUUGAAAUCGCAGCUUACAGGAAACUGCUGGAAGGGGAGGAGACGCGGUUCAGCGUUGGAGGCAUGGCGAGCACUUUCACCCAGAGCGCGGCCCCCAUGUUCAGCCGCUCGCUCUUCUCCCUCCAGAGCAGCUCGGCCAGCAGCAUCAGCGCCCCCUACCUGCUGAGCAGCCGUCUGCUGAGCUCCGCCUUUUCUGCCAGCCACGCCCAGGAGGUGGAGGAAGUCAUCCAGGCCAGCCAAUCAGAGCAGGCCGAAGCAGCCCCGCCUGCAGAGGAGGAAGAGGCGGAGGAGGAGGCGGAACAGAAGGAGGGAGAGGAAGAGGCUGCCGAGGAAGGCGGUGAGGAAGAGGAGGCCGAGGAGGCAGAGAAAGAGGAAGCUGGGGAAGAGGGAGAGGAAGAGGCAGGAGAGAAGGAUGAGGGUGAGGGUGAAGGACAGGGAGAGGGAGAGGAAGAAGCUGAAGCAGAGGGAGAAGGAGAGGCAGAGGCAGAAGGAGAGGGAGAAGGAGAAGGAGGUGAAGAGGCUGAAGAAGGAGAGGCGGAGGCCACAGCCGAGGCAGGAGAAGAUGCAGAGGAGGCCCAAGAAGAGGAAGAGGAGGGAAAGGAAGAGAAGGAAGAAGAAAAGAAGGAGAAAAAGCCAGAGGAGAAGAAGGACUGAGCCCAGAACUGAGAAACCGACCUCCAGCCAACGAACGAACUCCCCACCACAACGGACACUGACUUCACACGCGUGCUAGCCACUAGAUGGUGCUCUAUGCAAAAAAAUAAAUAAUAGAUCAGUACAAUCGAAAGAAAAAAGAGACCCUUGAUUGCUUGCAAAAGAUCCUUAAAUUGCUAAAUACAAAAAAGAGCGAGCGAAUAUUGUAGAAUUAGCAUGGUCAUGUUUGCCUCUGUAUGUGUGUGCGUGCGAGUGUGUGGAACAGAACACAAGUUAUGUGUCAGUCUGCAGAACUCAAUGCAAUUAAACACUUUACUGUACUGUAUGUGUCACCGAAAUGCGCCUAAUUAAACACAAGAGUGUCUUCAAGAAUACAAAUGACCACUUGAAAUGUUAAAAUCCUUACUCAAUUUACGCUGUGGGUUCCUGCAGUUGAUGUGAAUAAAGAUUGAAGAUCUGCUCGUAA
Lepisosteus oculatus (spotted gar) is the source of this 2399-nucleotide messenger RNA. RefSeq names its product neurofilament light chain b (gene neflb). Lineage: Eukaryota; Metazoa; Chordata; Actinopteri; Semionotiformes; Lepisosteidae. Gene Ontology annotation, biological process: neurofilament bundle assembly. Gene Ontology annotation, cellular component: postsynaptic intermediate filament cytoskeleton; axon; intermediate filament. The record is from RefSeq and is a predicted model, not a curated record. Gene Ontology annotation, molecular function: structural constituent of postsynaptic intermediate filament cytoskeleton.